UGAACGCAGCAUUCUACGUCAUCAUCAGGCGCCAGCGCUGACGCUAAACUCCUGCCCCUGGAUCUGCUCUGUUUACCUCUGCGCAGGUUUCUAACACCGAUAUCACCCGCCGCCUGUCGCUGGUUCCCGCCGCAGCUCGUGGAGUGUCCCGGUCUCCGUCCGGAGCCGAACUCUGGACAUGGACAGCGAAAUCCAGCGAGACGGGAGAGUCCUGGACCUCACCGACGACGCGUGGAGGGAAGACAAGCUGCCGUACGAAGACGUCACCGUGCCGCUGAGUGAACUUCCUGAAGCCGAGCAGGACAACGGCGGCUCCACGGAGUCUGUGAAGGAGCAGGAGAUGAAGUGGACGGACCUGGCCCUGCAGAGCCUUCACGAGAACACGCCGAGCUCUGGGAGCUGAGAACUGACAAUCUCACCCGUCAGGAUCAUCUCCAGUCGUCCUCAUUUCAGUGUUUCUGGGAGAAAUCCCAUGUUUUGAUGCUUUUGUGGGAUGUGUAUUUGUGUUGUGACUGGUAAAUAUGAUCAAAUACAUGUCUUUGUAUGUUUUUAUUUCCUGUGUUGAUGUGAGAGCUUCACAUCAUUCUUCUGGUCGAUUCACUAAUAUUCAUAAAAAUAUUAUUUCUAUA
Molecule: messenger RNA, 629 nt
Organism: Oryzias melastigma (Indian medaka)
Lineage: Eukaryota; Metazoa; Chordata; Actinopteri; Beloniformes; Adrianichthyidae
Gene: anapc13
Product: anaphase promoting complex subunit 13
Exons: 2
Coding region: 179-403 (74 amino acids)
Biological process (GO): protein K11-linked ubiquitination
Cellular component (GO): anaphase-promoting complex
Source: RefSeq, a predicted model, not a curated record